AUAUAUUCAUAUUAAAAAUAUGCCUACAUGUCAUGAGGACACCUUAGAUUAUAAAUUUGACCAAAAAAUAAAGCUUCUGUGCUGUAACCAACACUUCUCAAAAAAUAAAAAGCAACUACAUAAAAAUAACAACAGUAUUUGCAAAACAAUUUCUUUCCACCUCUGCUGUUCCAACCAAAAUUUGAAAAUACAAACAUCUCCUAUUUUUCCUUUUAUCAGUCCCAGCGUGAUGGUGUUUUCUACAAUCAAGUUUUACGGUGUGCCAGCAGGACACCGUGUCUACAGGGACUCUCUGGAGAAAGAGAUGUUCAGAGGGAGCUGAUGCCACAUCUGGUCCAGCCGAUGGAAGGUCUUGAAGUUCUCUGACUGGCCUCUACUGACGAUGGUCGUCUCACUGGAUUUAAGGUUUCUGUCAAAUCUGACAAAAUGAAUAUGUAUGCUGUGCCCAACCCGGGAAUACCAGGCUGUCCACCAGGAUUAGAAUACAUGACUCAGGUGGAUCAGCUACUCAUCAAACAGAAAGUUGAGCUUGUCGAAGCCCUUGUUGGUUUCGAGAGCAAUAACAAGUACGAAGUCCGCAACUCCAUGGGCCAGAAUGUGUUCUACGCCGUCGAGGAGAACGACUGCCUGAGUCGACAGUGUUGCGGUCCGCUGCGUCCCUUCACCAUCCACGUCCUCGACAAUUUCGGACAGGAGGUCAUCACGGUGACCAGGCCGCUAAAGUGCAUGUCUUGCUUCUUCCCCUGUUGUUUACAAGAGCUGGAGGUGCAGUCUCCCCCCGGUAACACAGUGGGAUACGUGCAACAACAGUGGCAUCCGUUUUCUCCUAAAUUCAUCGUUGCAAAUGAACACAACGAGCCUGUACUGAAGAUCCACGGGCCUUUCUGUGGAUGGAGCUGCCUUCCAGAUGUUGACUUUGAGAUUGUGACGAUGGAUGAAGUCAAUAAGAUCGGGAAGAUCAGUAAGCAGUGGACGGGACUACUUCGGGAAGCUUUCACAGAUUCAGACAACUUCGGUAUCCAGUUUCCCAUGGACCUGGAUGUGAGAAUGAAGGCGGUGAUGAUUGGCGCGUGUUUUCUCAUUGAUUUCAUGUUCUUCGAGUCGACUAACUAGAAGCCAAACAGGAUUUCUAUGUAACAUUCCUGGAGGAAGACGGUCACUAAGCCACGAGUCAGUCCUAAAUGCCCUACCAGAGAACAACCUUCAAACGGAUAGUUUCACGGAAGUACCACGAGCUACCUACAUGUUAUAAUUUUGCAUGAACAAUGAAGUAGAAGGUUUGUUUUAGUCGUAGCUGCUCAGGUUGGCUGUAAAAUCAUGCCUCUGAGCUGUGAGUGCACGAUGAAGAUAUUUUUUAGACAGUAUGUAUGAGGAUUUUUUUUAUUAUUUUCAAAUGUGUGUGUUUACAUUAUGGUUUCUGAUUUAAUUUGGGCGCAAAACCUUUAGUCACUACUAACAAAAACUCAAAUAGAAAGGUAACAUCCAUGUACACAUAAAGGGAAUUCAGCUGUUACAGUUAUAACUAAUACAAUCGGUGUUCUUAUGGUUAGUAUGUAUUAGUCCAAAUGCUAGUUCACAUAAUCCACUAUGCUUGCAGCUAUAUUGUACAAGAGCUAAAGGACUCAUGUAAUGUAGUAAUUUGUGGUUCUGAUAUACAAUGCCCUUAUUUUUUUUUAUUAAUUUCUAUUUUGUUUGUCACUUUGUCAACUUAAAGUGUGUGUGCACUGCAUUGUGUGCGUACUUGUGUGUGUUUUAACUGACACAGAAAUGAUCGUAAUGUAGAAUACAAAGUAUAUUUAUAUUUUCAAUUGCCACAAUACUUAUGCAUUGUCAACUCUGCAGAAGUUGUUUUUUUAUGGAAUAGAUGGGUUAUGUCAUGAUGUACCAUCCCAGGUUUGCCCAGAAGAGGGAGCUAGAUAUUCAUCUACGAGUAACCCGGCCCAUAGUCCAAAUGAACAAUCUCAACACUUGCUUAUGCCAUAGCAAUUUAUUCUAACAGUAGUGUCUGAUGACAUAGUACAUUUUUGGACAAACUCAGGUUGAAAUGCAAGCUACUGUAUCAUUGUGUUGGCUACUGCUGGCUCUGGGAAUGACACACCUGCAUCUGAUACUAUGAGCAUACAGAAAGAUUUUCUUUUUGGACAACAUUUUGUACAUCAAAUCAUCUUAAUAUCCAUAUUUUGAAUAUAUUUCCAAGCAAAUCGACUUGAAUUGUGAUAUUUUCCACUGUUAUGUUACACGUGAUUCAGUCCCACAUGUGUCAAAAUGAAAAGAUUAAAUACAAUAUGUUAAAAUGAAGUUUUCAUGAUAAUUAUAGCUUCCAUUGAAUAGAUAUUGAUGAUUCUACACCAUGUCAUAAUGUAAAAUUCUGAUAUUUUGUCAAAAUAGCCAUAAAUGUAAUGGCCGAAAAUACAGUAUUGUAGCAAAAUGUUACAUAUGUGCUGCAUUAACUUUAAGGCCAGUAAGCAUUCUUGUAUAGUCAUGAUAACAUUUUUUUCUCCACAGCUGUUAUCAAGAACUCUGCAAAUCUGAAAAAAAAACAUGUCCAUCUUAAGUGUUUUUCAUAUUAAGUCUUAAAAGCUUAACAGCUGUUAUUUUUCUAAGUAUUACUAUAUACUGCCAGUUGGAAGAGCUAAGGUUGCCAGUUUAGACCUCAAUUUUCUUGCGUCAACAGUGUUUUAUUCUACCUUCAGUGUAUUGACACUUGUUUGUGGAAUUACCAUAAGUGGAUUUAUCUCACUCUUUAUGAGCAGCAUUUUUUUUUUUAACCCUUGAUGUUAAGACUAGCAACACAAUUAAAUACUUAAGAUGGAUGUUUUUUUGGAGUCUGUUCUGUUUUAAUGGCAUUCAAUUUGUUGGGAAACUACUGAAUCACAUUGCUGCCAAUAGGAUUAGUCUGAUCAUUUGGUAUGGUUUUUUUGAAUGCCAUAAUAGUAUAAAAUGCUGGUACUACAUCCUCUGAAGGCUCUUUGGUUGUGUUUUAAAAGCCAAAAAUUAAAUUCAGAAUGUGAUACAGAGGGAA
Molecule: messenger RNA, 3022 nt
Organism: Acanthochromis polyacanthus (spiny chromis)
Lineage: Eukaryota; Metazoa; Chordata; Actinopteri; Pomacentridae
Product: phospholipid scramblase 1
Exons: 8
Coding region: 427-1113 (228 amino acids)
Biological process (GO): plasma membrane phospholipid scrambling
Cellular component (GO): plasma membrane
Molecular function (GO): phospholipid scramblase activity
Source: RefSeq, a predicted model, not a curated record